Messenger RNA from Acanthosepion pharaonis, 693 nucleotides. The record is from the annotation of a GenBank genome assembly. Lineage: Eukaryota; Metazoa; Mollusca; Cephalopoda; Sepiida; Sepiidae.
AUGGAUAAAGUUUGCACUUUUUGCAACGCAAAAAAGUGGGCUGGUGAGCAACCAGGGCUUUGUUGCUCUGGGGGCAAAAUCAAACUCCCUUCUUUAGACGAACUUCCCCUGCUGCUUAGGGACCUCCUUCUGGGUACAACUUCGGAGUCAAUGCAUUUUCUUGAAGCAAUACGGAAGUACAACUGUUGCUUCCAGAUGAUGUCUUUUGGUGCGAAGGCUAUUAGUGAGUGGGGAUGGAUGCCUACUUUCAAAGUGCAAGGCCAGGUUUACCACUUAAUGGGAUCGCUUAGAACCGACUCCUACAUUCACCUUUGUGAUGGUCUGCGUUCUGAUGGUGACCCACGCAAUCUCAGCAAACCAUGCAUUUUGCCUUCCUCUUACACUGGUGGCCCUCGAUACAUGCAUGAAAGGACACAAGAUGCAAUGACCUAUGUCCGUCAUUAUGGGAGGCCUGAUUUGUUCAUUAUGUUCACAUGCAAUCCGAAAUGGGUUGAAAUCACAUGCGAACUUUUUCCAAGUCAGCAGUACUCACACUGCCCUGACCUAAUUGCCCACAUUUUCCGGUUACAGCUGUGUAAGCUUAUGGAUUUAAUCCUUAAAAGGCAAAUCUUCGGACGCGUGUCAUAUGUAUACAGUGGAAUGGCAGAAACGCGGCUUGCCUCAUGCCCACAUUCUGCUGUGGCUCAACGAUAA